UUGUUCGUACCGCUGGUCCCAUCUUGAUUUGAGAGAGGUGAGAGCAAAGCGAAACGUCCAUAUUACAGCUGCUUUGUCAGCACUUCUCAUGGUGAUGGACCCUCCUGGUGGGGGAGACGAACGGCGGAGGCAGGCAGAGCGUCUUCGACGGGAGGAGGCGUACUAUCACUUCAUUAAUGAACUGAGUGAGGAGGACUACCGUCUCAUGAGAGACAGCAACCUGCUGGGUACCCCAGGUGAGGUAACUGCAGAGGAACUGCAGCAGCGUCUGGAUGGCGCUAAAGAGCGUGUAUUGUCUCAGCCCCACACUGAACAACGCUCACAGCCUGCUGACUCUGCAGAACAGCAGAGCAGCAGCAGUGGGGGAGAGGAGAGAGGGGCUGGAGGAAGAGGAGGGACAGGGAGCACUGAACCUGGAGCAGAAUCAUCUAAUGGCGAUUCAUUACUGGAAUGGCUUAACACUUUUAGACGCACCGGUAACGCCACUCGAAGCGGGCAGAGUGGCAACCAGACGUGGCGGGCUGUUAGUCGGACCAACCCUAACAGCGGCGAGUUCCGUUUCAGCCUUGAGAUCAACAUAAACCACGACCAGCCCGAGCCCGGAGAGCAUAUCGACGGCGUGAGCUCCGCAGACACGGCAGAGCUGACUCCCCUAAACACGACUGCACCCUCCAUACGCACUGGUACCUCCCUCGCCAGCACUCGUCCUUCAGCUGCACCGAGGUCGGCCCCCUAUCCCUCCCCCCGUCCGGCCAUCAGCAGGAGGAUGGAGACACGGCGCACACGGAGCAGCACUACCAUGCUUUCUAUGAGCCCCUCCGUACCCCCUCCUCCAGAGUUGAGCUCUGCUGCUGCUCAAAGGAGGGCUACAACCUUGCACUUUUCAGCACCUUCUCCCACUGCUCCCAGUCCUCCUGUUGCUCAGAGUACACCGCCUCAGCAUCAGCACCCGAAUGAAGAGGUGGAGCACGGGCGUGACGGCACUUCUGCUCCUCAAGACUGUCCUUGGGUGUCGCCCCAGUCUGAAACUCAAGCCCCGGCUGCAGGACACGACUCCCGCAGCAGCAGGACUCGAUCACGUGGCCGUGCCCGCAGGGCUGCGACGGGGAGCGGCGUUUCAUCUCGCGUGUCAAGACGGAGUCGUUCCCCUUUACACAGAACGCCUGUUAUCAGCACCGCGCCGCCAUCCAGCAGCGUCCCCAUCGGCUUCGCCAUCCACGCCCAGCCGACCAGCGUGACCACCUCCGUGUCGAUGGAAGCCGGGGAGACGGCGUCAGAGCCCGCCUCUCUAGCAGAGACGGCCGUGGAAGCCGCGGAGCGCGAGAGGGAACCACACGCGGCGGGAGCGGGAGGCUCAGCCGUGAGGCGGCACCCGACCAUCAUGCUGGACCUGCAGGUGAGGAGAAUCCGACCCGGGGAGAACCGGGACCGGGACAGCAUCGCCAGCCGAACGCGUUCUCGUGCACGGGUCGCCGAGAACACCGUCACGUUCGAGAGCGACAGCGGUGGAUUCCGACGCACCAUCUCCCGCUUCGAGCGGGCCGGAAUCCGCACGUACGUGAGCACGAUCCGGAUCCCCCUGAGGCGGAUCAGCGAGACGGGCCUGGGAGAACCCAACUCCACGGCCCUGCGCUCCAUCUUGCGUCAGAUUAUGACUGGUUUUGGGGAGCUCAGCUCUCUAAUGGAGACGGAGGCUAAUUCUGAAACRGCUGCGCCCAGCCUCGCAGAUGUUCCCGGGACAAACGGGAACACCAGCCCGGCCACUCGUCUACAUUCAAAUGAGACCGUGCCUGGCCAGGAUGGCGCAGGCGAGGUAGUGCUGGAGAGGGAGAGGCUGGUGGGGAGCGAGGAAGAACAAAGUGGGCAGGCUGCACCCGGAGGCGGAGGUGUCGGCGCCGCUGAUGGACGGGCCAACAGCCGGGACACAAACAACUUGGUAGAAAACGGCACUCUACCCAUCCUGCGACUGGCGCACUUCUUUCUGCUCAACGACGAGGACGACGAAGAACACCCAAGGGGCCUGACCAAAGAGCAAAUCGACAAUCUGGCCACGCGUACGUACGGUCAGGCCAGCCUGGAGGGGGAAAUGGGUCGUGCGUGCAGCGUCUGCAUCAACGAAUACGCUCAAGGCAACAAGCUGCGCCGUCUGCCCUGCUCCCACGAGUUCCACAUCCACUGCAUCGACCGCUGGCUUUCUGAAAACAACACCUGCCCCAUCUGCAGGCAACCUGUGCUCUCUGUGCAUCACGACUGACUCUUCUUCAAACCAAACCGUCACGUUCACGGCCGGCUGAACUGAGCGAACCCAAGUGGGCUGGGCGUGUACAUACUGCUUUUAUGGUCUGAUUUCAUUUAAAAACAUCUGUUAUGUUGAACCAAAAGUGUGAAAGAAAUAAAACUAUAAAUUAACUAUUUUUUUAGAUGCUACGUUUUCAGCAAGUACUUUAAUUUUCCUCUUUAAUGGUUUAGUUGCCACUAUUUUCAUAAAGCUUCAAAGGUAUUUAUGUCAACAGAUAACAUUAAUGCUUAAGGAGAUUUUUGUAGCCAUUGCCGAAUAGUUUCACUUUAACAGAUUCAUGUCUGAUACAUGUGGCAUCUUUUUUCCCCCACAACUGGACUCCACAAAUCAUUCAACUCUUGGUUUUAUUGGUAUAAGCUGAAAAUAAUUCUUCACUGCUUGUAAGAUUUCUGAUUAAGAUGCUACAAACACAUCAUCUGCUCAGAGUGAAAGAAGGAAGUCUCUUUUUUUACAUUUACUAUUUUCAAGCCUCAGAUUUAUUUAAAAAUAAAGUGACUUUACAGUUUAUUAAGAGAUGUAUAAUAAGCUAGGUAUUUACUUUGGAAAUGAGUUAUAUUAUAUACAUUUACUAGUAUUUGUUAAAGCCCAGUAGAAAAGUCCGUUCACCCUUCGCUACAGUCUGCCACUUUGAAAUUAGAAACGAUAUCUAAACAGCGAGCACAGUUCCAAAAAGACUGCAGAAGGCAUGCGAUAAUCAGGGAUUCAGACUUGGUAAUGAGUUGUGCAAUAUCAAGAAAAGAAAGUGUUGUCUUGCCGUUCAUUGAUGUUUACAUUUUAAUGCCUGAUUUUCAUUUCCAGUUUAAAACGAAAUYUUGUUAAGACUAAAAUCAUUGUGUCCUCUCGGUUCAUGUUGCUAAAUCACACCCAGUGUUGACAUCAAUUUUAAUAUGUCUGGUGAGCAAAGAGCUGGAAGAUGGCGUUGGGAAAAGUAAGAAAAUUGUUCAGUUGARGUAAUUUACAGAGGUGUACCAGGUGCAGUUGUUUGUAGCAUCGAAUGCUGGUAAAUACGAUUUUUUUCUUCCCUUUUUUUUCUCUUUUUGAAAUUGUAUUUAAUUUUAUUUUUAUAAAUUAGGUGCACAGAUAAUUUAUUUCUAGUUUGGAAGAGAUGGUUUCCCACCAGCCACUUUAUUUACAGUUGCAGUACGUGCCAGCUACAACACAUCUGCAGGAUUAACGCCGUACAAUAUGUAGGAAUGUGUGAGUAUUUUACGUGUUUGGUUUACCUGCGAGUCCACGUGUGAAGGGCAGGCCUGGUGUCACCUUAAAACCCAGUUCUGACGACGCCUCUGUUCAAUGAAUGUCCACUGUGGAGGGUUUGUGGACAAACAGAAGUAUUUACUCUGUUCCUAUUUAAUAAGAUGAAAAUCUGCCUUUAAAAUAUGAAAUGUUAUAUGUUGCAAUGUGAAGAGUAAAUUAAACAGCUACAAUGACAUGUAUCAUGUAAGACCGGCUUUCUUCUCUGCUCUUUGAAAUCUGUGUAAAAUGCUGCUUUGUUAUACCUGAAAAGACCUUUGAGGUGUGUUUUAGUUUAAUAAAAGAAGACAAAGGUGUUAACAGUUCACUGCUCUGGUUAGCAAACCUCUUGUAUCAAACAUAUUGAAGCAAAUAUAUUGUUGGCAACAGUACAAGCUAAAAGUUUUUAUUUUUAGGAGAGUUCAGAUAUUUUUUGGAGUGUUAUUUAAUUUUUUAGGCUUGUUCCAUUCUCCCUUUUAUCAGCUGAAGUUUCUCUUUGCAGCUUGUAGUAUUUGAGAUCAUAAUUGUAGAACCUUUUAGACCCAAGGCAGGUGCUUCRUUGCCUCUUGCUAUUCCUCGCUCUCAAGAUUAGGAACCCCUGGGAACCAGUUUUGUGUCUGGGACCAUGGAUGCACAGUCAGUGCCUUCAUUGCUCAGCUGUAAAACCUUAAUUGACAAGGCAGACAUAUGAGAAUGACUUAAUGCUUAUCAUGCAAUAUAUUAAUUUGUCAUAAAUAUGUAAUAAUAUACAACUUCUGAAUCUUAUUCUCUCAAAUUAUCUGAAAUGUUCCAAAUAUUAAUUAAAAAAGAUACAUGUUGCAUGUUUCUAAACUUGUUGGAAUACUUUUGUUUUGUACAAAAAUAACUUGUCACAUGCAAUUAAAUUAUUUAAUGACAUGUAGGUCCACAUGAACUGCAUAACUAAUUACACUAAAAAAUUUGUCUCUGUUGAAUCCAGUUUCUAAAUAAAACAGCUGUUUGAGUA
Austrofundulus limnaeus is the source of this 4517-nucleotide messenger RNA. RefSeq names its product ring finger protein (C3H2C3 type) 6 (gene rnf6). NCBI's taxonomy places the organism in Eukaryota, Metazoa, Chordata, Actinopteri, Cyprinodontiformes, Rivulidae. The record is from RefSeq and is a predicted model, not a curated record. Gene Ontology annotation, biological process: positive regulation of DNA-templated transcription; protein ubiquitination; ubiquitin-dependent protein catabolic process. Bases 89 to 2254 code for a protein of 721 amino acids. The transcript has 4 exons. Gene Ontology annotation, molecular function: ubiquitin protein ligase activity. Gene Ontology annotation, cellular component: nucleus.